GAUCCCAUUGUAUCAUGAAUUUAGAAUCAAUCACCCACUUCAGUCUCUGAUAAUCUUAACACACAAAGGGGGGGAAAAUGGCACUGGUUGACAUUACAUCUCACAGCCAACUCACAGAAUCGCUCGCCGCGGCUGCUUCGACGGGCAGCCUGAGCGUCGUCCACUUCUGGGCCUCGUGGGCCAACGCAUGCCAGCAAGUCAACGAUGCCCUCGUCGACCUGGCCAAGCUCCACCCGCUCGUCCGCUUCUUCAAGGUCGAGGCAGAGAACGUGCCCGAGGCCGCAGAACAGUACGAAAUCGCCGCGGUGCCAACGCUGCUUCUCAUCCAGAACUCCAAGGUUGUCGAUACUAUCAACGGCGCCAACAUCCCCGAGCUGUCCAAGAAGAUCACAGCGCAAUCAGCGCUCGCCGUUCCCAAAUCGGCCGCUGUUGUCGCUCCCGCGCAGCCCGCCACGAGUGGCAACCUCGAAGCGCGUAUUGACUCGCUGAUUAAGCAAUCGCAGAUGGUCAUUUUUAUCAAGGGCACCCCCACCGAACCUCGCUGCGGCUUUAGUCGCCAGCUCCUUACUCUCCUGGACGGCGUCAAGGCUGACUACUCUUAUUUCAACAUUCUCAGCGACGAGGAUGUGCGCCAAGGACUGAAGGUCAAGCUUGACUGGCCCACCUUCCCCAUGGUCAUUGUCGAUGGCGAGCUGGUCGGAGGACUGGACAUUGUCAAGGAAAUGAUUGCUUCUGGCGAGCUCCAAGGCAUGAUUCCCGUCAAGUCGGCUUAAACUUCUGGAUAAGUUUGUUCCGAGGAAACGGGUUACGACCUGGCCCGGAACAUUGACCCGAAUCACGACUGCAGCAUGCUAGAAUGGAUGCGGAAGUAUUGUGUACUACUAGAGUGAAAGAAUGAGGGGGAAAAAGCUUGACAAACGCUGAGCCCAAUUCAGAAAUGAAAAUAAACUCAAAAACACCCCCCCA
Capsaspora owczarzaki ATCC 30864 is the source of this 966-nucleotide messenger RNA. Its product is annotated as glutaredoxin-3. The record is from RefSeq and is a predicted model, not a curated record. Bases 78 to 773 code for a protein of 231 amino acids. The transcript has 4 exons. NCBI's taxonomy places the organism in Eukaryota, Filasterea, Ministeriida, Capsasporidae.